Messenger RNA from Colletotrichum higginsianum IMI 349063, 1629 nucleotides. RefSeq lists its product as uncharacterized. The transcript has 2 exons. The record is from RefSeq and is a predicted model, not a curated record. Bases 1 to 1629 code for a protein of 542 amino acids. NCBI's taxonomy places the organism in Eukaryota, Fungi, Ascomycota, Sordariomycetes, Glomerellales, Glomerellaceae.
AUGGCCGCCAUAUCCGCUGCGUCGGCCACCGCCAAUACCAUCACGCCCCCGAGCAGCAGUCACGGCAAUGGCAAUCAGAGCGCGUGGAACAGUUACGCUACGGCCGAUACCGAGAAUCUGCAAAAGAGAUCUCUGGAUAGGGUUGACCAUGCGAACCGAGCUCCCCUGACACAGAACGGCAACUCAGCCAACAUUUACGAAUACGGCUUCGAGCCCCUGCCGCCCCCACGGAAGAAGGCCUCCAUCGACAACAUUUCCUUAACCAAGAGCAACAGGUCAUGGGACAGGACAACCCGUCGCGACCACGAUACAUUAAAGACGGCGCCCGUCAAUGCUGACGACGUCUUUGGAGCCAAGUCCGGAGUUGCAGAGAAGCAAUCCACCACCGAAAUGGUGGGCGCCACAGACGACGACAAAUGGAUUCACCGGGACAAGCUGGCCAAGAUUGAGAGUCAGGAGCUCCAGGCCGCCGGCAUCAUCUUGCCCAGGGCACGCGCGAGCAGCAAGCCCCGUAGGGGUCGAAGCGAGGAGAAGCUCAACGGGAGCUCCAGGAGGACCACCUCUGCCCCGCCAGACGAUGAGCUUCCUCCCCCGAGAUCCAGAAAGAGCUCUGUCUCGCCUGAGAACAUGGUGCCCGAGGGGAGCCCGCUCGAGGAGGUGCCUAGCUGGGACUUGCGGCGGCCCGAAGAAAUCGAAGGUGAUGAGGCCUACUGGACCUCAAUCGCCGACAAAAAGAGCGGUUCCAAAAUCCCCGUCGCCAAGGCCAGCCCGGCCCCCAUCCCCGAGUUCUACCUCGAGAGGAAUGCACCCUCGGGACGCAGACGCAGCGGUGGUAGCGAACUGGAGACGAUAGCCUACCCGAAACCACGACCGAGGAGCGGUAGCGCCAACACCCUCGGCGCUACGUCCACUCUGCAGCCCGCGAAGCGCAACCUUACAGACGUCUCUCCCCGGAAAGGCAGCGGCGGCCCGUCUGCCACCGGCAGGAAGACGUCGGCCCAGGUCAAGGCUGGCGGGAAAACCAGGACGCGUGGUGGCAAGGACUCGACGAGCAGCAUAUCCGGAAGACCGAUUACGAGGUCUGCCGAUCUUUCACCCGGCGGCAAGAGACCGGAGGGUGAUCCGCCUUGGAUGAUUGGGUCCUACCGCCCCGAUCCACGUCUUCCCCCCGAACAACAGCUCCUCCCGACCGUCGCCAAGCGUCUGCAACAGGAACAAUGGGAAAGAGAGGGCAAGUAUGGCAGCAUCUAUGACAAGGAAUUCCGCCCUCUCACCGCAGACGGUCUGCUCAAGCCACCCGAAGCCGGAUCGAGCACGACGCCCCCCGACGAAGAGAAGCAGGAGCAAGACGAGUGGCCGCUCAAGGGAGAUGCGCCCAAGAGCCCCACCUCGCCAAGCAUCAAACAGAGCAACUCGUACUCGACCAUGCCCAAGAUCUCCGACAAGCCGCAGACGAGCCCGCUGCCGAGCCCCCGCACUCCCUUGAGCCCGACGAUGCAGCCCACCCAGCCCGCCGAAACCCAGUCCGUCACCCGCGUGCCCGAUCAGCCCUCCGCCGCCGCCAACAUGUCCAUGGGCGGCGAAAAGAAGAAGAAGAGCGGAGGCUGCGGCUGCUGCAUCGUCAUGUGA